Messenger RNA from Musa acuminata subsp. malaccensis (wild Malaysian banana), 1848 nucleotides. Its product is annotated as 9-cis-epoxycarotenoid dioxygenase NCED4, chloroplastic-like. The record is from RefSeq and is a predicted model, not a curated record. Gene Ontology annotation, molecular function: carotenoid dioxygenase activity. Gene Ontology annotation, biological process: carotene catabolic process. NCBI's taxonomy places the organism in Eukaryota, Viridiplantae, Streptophyta, Magnoliopsida, Zingiberales, Musaceae. Gene Ontology annotation, cellular component: chloroplast stroma.
GCUGUCGCUCUCCGCCAUGACUCAGUCCUGUAUCCGACUCUCCAACCAUGUCACUGCCACCCAUCCUCGCAAGUUCCGUCGUUCAACCACUGGGUGCAGGAACUUCCUCUCUCCUUCCGUUGCUGUUCCUAAAGAGUUGAGCAGGAAGAACGACGCUCCACACACGCCUCCUCCUCCUCCCCCUACUCCACGACCGCCGAAAGCUCCUGCGGAGCACCCGACUCCCAUUUCUACUGUCGCCCCUUUUAACCCGGUGCAGAUAGUUGUCGCUCGUACCAUCGACGCCAUAGAAAGCGGCAUCAUUGUCGAGCUGGAAAAGAGACGGCCUCUCCCUCGGUCCGCAGACCCCGCGGUGCAGAUCUCCGGGAACUUCGCACCAGUUCCCGAGUCGCUGCCCGAGUAUGGCAUCGAAGUGGUUGGCCGUAUCCCGCCGGAUCUUCAUGGCGUGUAUCUACGAAACGGUGCCAACCCGAUGUUCACGCCGACCGGCGGGCAUCACCUCUUUGAUGGAGACGGCAUGAUUCACGCGGUCACGCUCUCGGGUCCGACGGAGGCAUCUUACGCCUGCCGGUUCACCCGCACGAGCCGCCUGUCGCAGGAGGCAGCCAUCGGCCGGGCUGUCUUCCCCAAGGCCAUUGGGGAGCUCCACGGGCACACGGGGAUUGCUCGGCUCGCUUUCUUCGGCCUCCGAGCUGCUGCCGGAAUUGUCGAUCUCACAAAGGGAAGCGGCGUGGCUAAUGCUGGGCUCACGUACUUCGGCGGCCGCCUUUUGGCCAUGUCAGAGAACGACCUCCCGUACCACGUACGUCUCACCCCGGAUGGCGACCUCGAGACAGCCGGACGGUUCGACUUCUCCGGCCAGCUCAACUCAACGAUGAUCGCACACCCAAAGAUCGACCCCUUGACAGGGGAACUGUUUGCACUGAGCUACGACGUCGCCCGCAAACCUUACUUGAAGUACUUUCACGUCGACUCCAAAUCCGGUAAGAAGUCUGCCGACGUGGCCAUCAACCUCAAGCAACCAACGAUGAUCCAUGACUUUGCGAUCACUGAGAAUUACGCCAUAAUUCCCGACCAACAAGUCGUGUUCGAUCUAAAGCAGAUGCUGCAUGGCCGCUCGCCAGUCCAGUGCGACGGCCGGAAGACACCGAGGUUCGGUGUGCUCCCCAGGUACGACGAUGACGUGUCAAGGAUCCAAUGGAUCGACGUGCCCGGCUGUUUCUGCUUCCAUCUGUGGAACGCGUGGGAGGAACCUUCUUGCGGCGGCGAUGGACGAACUGUGGUGAUCAUCGGGUCGUGCAUGUCGCCGCCGGACGCGAUAUUCUCGGACGAGGACGACUCGCGGCCGACGCGCAGCGUACUAUCGGAGAUCCGGCUGGACCUGGGGACCGGACAAUCGAGCCGGAGGGAGAUCGCGAACGGAAUGAACCUGGAGGCGGGUCAAGUGAACCGUGACCGACUCGGGAGGAGGACCCGGUUCGCGUACCUUGCGAUGGCGGAGCCAUGGCCCAGGUGCAGCGGGGUGGCGAAGGUGGACCUGGAGACGGGAGAAGUGAGGCGGUUCGAGUACGGACAUGGCCGGUUCGGGGGAGAGCCGACGUUCAUCCCCGCCCGGCGCGGGUCAGAGGAGGACGACGGCCACGUGGUGGGGUUCGUCCGCGACGAGCGGAGGGGCGAGUCGGAGCUGGUGAUCGUGAACGGGUCGACAAUGGAGCUGGAGGCGACGGUGAGGAUGCCGUCGAGGGUGCCGUAUGGGUUCCAUGGCACGUUUGUGAGGGCGGAUGAGCUGCGCGGGCAAAAGUAGGGUCGGGUUCGCCGGCUCAAUCAACAAGACGGUCCACGAAAACC